This is a messenger RNA of Protopolystoma xenopodis, 591 nucleotides long. NCBI's taxonomy places the organism in Eukaryota, Metazoa, Platyhelminthes, Monogenea, Polystomatidea, Polystomatidae. The record is from the annotation of a GenBank genome assembly.
AAUAGUCCAUACACCAAGAAGCCUGAUAUCGGUGGUGGUGGUAGUGGUGGUGGUGGUGGUGGUGGCGGCGGUGGAAGCAGAAACCGUUACGUCGGUGACUGUACUGGCCUGGCACGCAGUCAGUCGCAUGUAAAAGAAUGUUUACCAACUUGCAACAACCUGGAGACAUCUCAGUCUGCCUCCUCAGCCUCGGGCCACAGGCUAACGAGCAGUUUGGGCCAUCUGAUUGCCACUCGUGAAAUGAGGCCUCAUGUUUGGCCUCGCCUUAACGGCCGAACAUCAUUUACAUGCAAGCCAGCCGCCGGAGUGGCACCUUUAGCUCGGCUGACAACCUCCCCAAAUGGACUUGGUCUGGGCGAAGUUGCUGAAAUGACGCCGGCUACUGUCACAUCCGCCAGUGAACCCGAGUCGAAUCGAGGCGAGUCAAAACCGGCUGUGGACAGCCAAAAUUCCGUCGGGGGCAGAUCGGGCACUCUUGUCUCUGACGACUCGAUGCCGAGCGAAGAGGUCGGUGUGGGAAGAUCUUCGGGCUCAGUGGCUGAGUCAUGCUCUCCGCAGUCGGAGAACACGUCUUCCCUACAGGUAGGUUGA